Corylus avellana is the source of this 1923-nucleotide messenger RNA. NCBI's taxonomy places the organism in Eukaryota, Viridiplantae, Streptophyta, Magnoliopsida, Fagales, Betulaceae. The record is from RefSeq and is a predicted model, not a curated record.
AUGGAGAUUACGAGUCAGUCUAUGGAAUUGGAAGGUAUUGAAGUUGAUGUACUUGAUGAUACAUGUACUGUGAUCCCUACACCUGUAUCUGUUGAGUCUGGUAGCACUGAAAAUAACCCAAGCCAACCUGUUAACACUGUUUGUCCUGCUGUUGGUGGGGAUGGGGCUGGUGAUGGGGCUGGGGUUGCGGCUGCGGCUGCGGCUGGGGAUGGGGAUGUGGAUGGGGGCGAAGAGGCUGGGGAUGGGGAUGGGGAUGGAAGUGGCCUGAGUGAGAAUAGACAAUAUCAAAAGAGGGAAAGGCAAAAGACUUCCAAAGUCUGGAAUGACUUUGUUUCAGUUACAAUAGGAGGGGUUAAAAAAUCACAAUGCAAUUGGUGUAAGAGAUUGUUUGCUAUUGAAAAAUCUAGUACUACCUCAACCCUAAAUAGGCAUUUGACUUCAUGUGUAAGAUAUGUUGAGUUUAGUAGUUCUAAAAAGCAAAGUACUUUGUCAUUUGAGCCUAGCAGUGACAAUGAUGGUGUGGAACAUCACCACCGAUAUGUGGACCUCUUGUCAAAGAAUGUCAUAUAUGGUGGUGACUUGCCAUUUUGUGGAUUCAACUUGGUGCCUCCAAAAAAGAAUUUUAAAUUUUUGCAAUCUAAUGAUUCUGCAAUUAGAAUUAUAAAAGAUGAUUUUGAGUUGAAGAAUGCUUUGUUGGUUGGGGGUAGGUUGUUUCAUGUUAGGUGUUGUGCACACAUUACAAACUUGUUGGUGCAAUUUGGGCUUGCUGAAAUUAGGGGUAUUAUAGAUGAUGUUAGGCAGGGCAUAAAAUAUAUUGUGACGUCUGAAAGUAGGUUGAAUGUGUUUAGUGAGAUAGCAAAGAGAUUGCAUUUACCCUGUAAGAAGCUGAUUUUAGAUGUCCCCACACGUUGGAACAACACCUAUUUGAUGUUGGACACUGCAAUUAAGUUUAAAGAAGUGUUCCCUAGGUACCAUAGAGUUGAGCAAGCAUUUCAGUGGGUUGUAACUCUAGAACAGUGGGAAAUGGUGGGUAAUGUGAACCAGGUUUUGUCAGUUUUCAAUGAUGUAACCAAUGUUGUUUCUGGUAGUGAGUACCCUACUGCAAAUCUGUAUUUACCUGAGGUUUGGAGGAUGAAAGAAGUUUUGAUGAUCAAGUGUGAUGAUAGGAAUGAGUACAUGAGGUCAAUGGCAAGUAGGAUGAGUGACAAAUUUGAUAAGUAUUGGGGUGAUAGCAAUUUGUUCAUGUCCAUAGCUGCUGUCUUGGAUCCUAGAUACAAGAUGAAGUUGAUCAAUUUCUGUUUCCCUAUCAUUUAUCCUUUGACCGAAGCUUGUUGUCACAUUAACAAUGUGUUGGCAGUUCUGAAAGAGUUAUUUGAGUCAUAUGUUUAUGCCCAUACGGCUUGUAUAUUGCAAGAAACUGCCCAACUUGCCCAAGUAAAUGUUCCUUCUUGUUCUUCCUCAAGUGCAAUUGUUGGAGAUGUGGUGUCCAAAAUUUCUGAAGGUCGAUCAAGGUUUGCUGACCAUAUAAGAAGUAGUGACAUCAUCCGGCCCAUUAAAACAGAUUUGGAUGUUUAUCUUGAAGAGGAUGUUUACAUUUGUGGUAAGAAUGAGAAUGGAGUAUAUAUGGAAACAAAUUUUGAUGCUUUGGCAUGGUGGAAAUGCAAUGCCUUGAAGUACCGUAUAUUGUCUAGAAUGGCAAAGGAUAUCUUGGCUGUUCCCAUAAGUACAGUUGCUUCUGAAUUCUCCUUCAGUGCUGGUGGUAGGGUUAUUGAACCCCAUAGAGCAUCAUUAUCCCCUGACACUGUUCAGAUGCUCUUAUGUGGUUCAGAUUGGGUGAGAGCACUUCAUGGCAUCAAGAGAAAAUCUGCUGGUGAUAAAUUGGUUGAAGUGGAGUUGCCUACAACUACAACUUCAACUACCUGA